AUGGAGUACAAACGAGAUUUGACCGCAUUCGUUGAUGAGGUGAAAAAUCUCUUCGACUGGUUAGAAACAGGGUCAAAAGUGUACAUGGCACCGUGCUUCCCACUGUUACAAUCCAGUGGAGCUGGCAAGACCAAACUGCUCCACGAGUCGCGAUGCUCCAUGGCAAAGGAUGACCCCGAUGUCCACGUGAUACUCAUUCUAUGCACGAACGGAAAGUCUCCUCCAGAAAUGUCGUCACAAAACGGCAGCAUUUUUUCCGAGACUUUGGACGUGAGCCAAUUUCAAGUGGGCGAAGAAGGUCAAAAGAAGCUUUGGGAGAAAAUGGUGGCUUUGGUCAAGACCGCGAAGAAGAAGAAGAAGGUUGUAUUGCUCUUUGACGAGUCCCAGCACCUAACCAGCAACUGUGAUGGGUGGCAUUUCCGAUGCAUACGGUGGUGGCUCCGAUUGCCCGAUAAACCAAACGGCGUCAAUGUGGUUUGCGUUUUUGCGGGUACCACUACCAGAUUGGCAAACUAUUAUGCGGAACAAAAACAGUCAACUUCCUCAAGGGAUGCAAGCGUUGAGUACCUUGGAGGCAAAAAGCUGUACCCUCCGUUCUGUCAACUUACGACGACAGGUCUUGUGUCACGCUCUGAUGGAUCCAAAUUUGGAACCGUAGGUCUGCGUACCAUCGACAACAAGGUCUUUUAG
Cylindrotheca closterium is the source of this 690-nucleotide messenger RNA. Lineage: Eukaryota; Bacillariophyta; Bacillariophyceae; Bacillariales; Bacillariaceae. The record is from the annotation of a GenBank genome assembly.